GUCAACAAUACGUUUAUAUUGACUUCAAUCAUCUCUAGAAUGUGUAUUGAACUUUCUAUUAGCCCUUGCCUAACAGUGAUACUCCAAAAAAUCCAAGUCUACUGCUUCUUGAUUUCCGGAUGGCACAGUAGUGUGGGUCACAUUGGUUUGUUUGUCUUGGCAUUUCUGACAUGUCAUCCUCUCUUUCGCUCGCAAUGAGAAGCACUUGACAUUUGACCUGCGUUCAAGCCCAAGAUCAUUGUUUGCAUCGACACAAAUGAAGCGGUCGCGCUCUUGCUCCCCUAUGCGUUCACCUCCGAAGCGCGUUCAUACGACCGCUGGUCCUACGACUGCUUGCCUUACGACUGACGCUCUCAAGGAGCAUGACCAAAACACACGCCCCGUCUCUCUUCUCACGCUUCUCGAUAUGGCUCCAGAGCAGAGAAUAAGCGGCUUAUCAGAUAUUCCAAUACUUCCUCCUUCGUCCACACGCUCUUCACAACGGUCGCGGUCCAGCAGCCCAUCCAGACCAAGUGAUGCACAAUAUCGUCGCGGACCUCUCCGACGUGCAAAUAUCCGUGUCGAUGAUGAGAUUCCCAUGGAUAUUAGUCGUUAUACAGACAAUAAUAUUUUUCAUACAUUGAAUGAUGAUAAUGAUCUAUACAGGAUCUCUGAAAAGCUCUGGAGCAAAUCUAAGGAACUCGUCAAGAAACCAUCAGGGGAAGCCGAAUGGACGGAAGCUUUAUACACAGCAAUUGACGAGUUGAAGCCCCCUGGGCUCGAAAUUGCGCGCAAUCGAGACUGGCGUGAAGAUCUGAAACCUCCGGUGCAUAACCCUCUGCCUACUAUACCGCGAAAACGAAACCAGUCACAUCAAGUUCUACCUGGAAACGUAACUACUGACAGCCUAUAUCCAUCUCCACAUUCCUCCCACGCAGUCGAACCAGCCAUUCCUGUAUUCAAGCUCAAGGAUCCCCGGCCAGAUAUAUGUGUCGGUUUGUCCGACGAGAACCUAGCAACGGCCCUUGAACCUAAGAAGGGUCGUGGUGAUGCACGAAGCUUUCUAUUUGACUUGCAAGAUAUCUCCAGCCUAAUCAGUGACCCCCAUAUCACUUCUUUGGGUCUUCGGUUUCCCUUUCUGAUAGUCGAAGCAAAGGCCGGUGCAACUGGCGGGAACUUAUACCAGGCACAAAACCAAGCUGCAGUAGGUGGCUCAACAGCACUCCAGAUCUUCAAAAAUCUUUUAGACCUUAAAGAUGUCCAAGAUUUGGAUGAGCAAAACCAGGAAAUUCUUGGAGAUAGUACAGGGUCUGCCCAAGGGUUGCCUGACAACAUAUUACACCUCGCCUUUUCUGUCACCACGGAGGGCCCAAUUCACGAACUAUGGCUCCAUUUCCAGAGAGCCAAAGAAGAAGACUUCUACAUGGUAUGCUUGGGGACUUGGAGGACGACAUUGAAAGACAGCUCGUUAAAUUUCUUACGCCAUCUCUUAGCAAUAUUGAGAUGGGGGGAUGGUGAAUUAAAGGAUAAUAUUGUUAGCAUUCUUCAAGGUUUAUGAUAUGUUUAAAGGAUAAAACCAUCCCAAACGUCCCAACAGACUUAAUCAGAACCGAAGGCCUUCGGCCUUCCACGUAAUUAACAAAAAGUUUUCUCGCGUCUGGUCUACUGUACAUCGUUGACAGAACCCUUGCUUUCCCACUUGACCCCGUCCCAACUCAG
This is a messenger RNA of Aspergillus wentii DTO 134E9, 1698 nucleotides long. RefSeq lists its product as uncharacterized. The transcript has 2 exons. NCBI's taxonomy places the organism in Eukaryota, Fungi, Ascomycota, Eurotiomycetes, Eurotiales, Aspergillaceae. The record is from RefSeq and is a predicted model, not a curated record. Bases 257 to 1537 code for a protein of 426 amino acids.